AUGGCCUGGCAGAAAGUCGUGGGUAAACGAGGCAACCCAUCCAAUGUGUUCUCCGACAACGGGUCCAAUUUUGCCGGUGCACAAAAGGAGCUGAGCAGCUGGUUGAUGCGGUUACGCAAAUGUGCCCUGCAAGACCGACUGUCGCCACCUGGAACCGAAAAGCACAUCAAUCCAUCCUACAGCAGUCACCGCGGGGUAUUUUGGGAGCGGCUCAUAAGGUCGGUACGAAAAAUAUUAACAGCAUUAUGUGGACAACAGGUGCCGGAUGAUGAAACUUUGAGUAUAUUUCUGGUAGAGGCGGAAAGAAUACUCAACAACCGACCACUUGUACCCGUCACCAGCGAUGACCUGCAAGGACUGGCACUAGCUCCAAGGCAACCUCCCUGUAAACGCCCACAUUUGCAUUUAGCCACGCCCCUGUCUAUCAGCUCACUAGGGCAAACGACGAAUUCUCUUAACUUAGUCCCUGGCCAACUCGCCUCGCCGACUAGGAGAGCCACCCGUCCUCCUACUAAGCUCUCUCCUAACCUUCCUCCUAUCUCAUCUCUAAGCCACCUUCUCGAUAUGCCGCCUCGUUUACCAAUCGUCCAAAUAUACUAG
This is a messenger RNA of Echinostoma caproni, 600 nucleotides long. The record is from the annotation of a GenBank genome assembly. Lineage: Eukaryota; Metazoa; Platyhelminthes; Trematoda; Plagiorchiida; Echinostomatidae.